This is a messenger RNA of Brassica oleracea var. oleracea, 2148 nucleotides long. Its product is annotated as signal recognition particle subunit SRP68-like. The transcript has 14 exons. Lineage: Eukaryota; Viridiplantae; Streptophyta; Magnoliopsida; Brassicales; Brassicaceae. The coding region runs from base 162 to 1973 and encodes 603 amino acids. The record is from RefSeq and is a predicted model, not a curated record. Gene Ontology annotation, molecular function: 7S RNA binding; endoplasmic reticulum signal sequence receptor activity; signal recognition particle binding. Gene Ontology annotation, biological process: SRP-dependent cotranslational protein targeting to membrane. Gene Ontology annotation, cellular component: signal recognition particle, endoplasmic reticulum targeting.
CCGUCACUAGUCGUCGUCGCCAUCUCUUCGGGCACUCGCUUAAGAUUCGAUCAGAACCUGAAAUUUCGCACGCCUCCGCUGAUCGACGCGUUCAUCGGAAUAUUCCAUAUUCGCCGCGAUCAAAUCUAAAAGAGGUUUUAGCUAGGGUUUAGGUGAAUCUAAUGGGGAAGAAGGAGAACGAUAUGUCAGCAAUGGAGAUCGACGAUCCGAAGUCGGACGGCUCCGAUCAGAUCCUCCCUAGGUUCUCGAUGAACGUUCUGCAGCUGAUGAAGACUUCUCAGGCUCAGCAUGGUCUGCGUCGUGGUGACUAUUCUCGUUAUCGGAGGUAUUGCUCGGCACGGUUGAGGAGGCUAUACAAGUCCUUGAAAUUCACUCAUGGCCGUGGCAAAUACACCCGACGAGCCAUUCUUGAAUCAACUGUCACCGAUGUUAGGUUUCUUCAUGUGGUUUUCUACAUGGCGGAAAGAGCAUGGAGCCAUGCGAUGGAGAAAAGACAGCUACCAGAUGGGCCUAAUGCACGGCAGCGGAUUUAUUUGAUUGGGAGGCUGAGGAAGGCAGUUAAAUGGGCUACGCUUUUCUCAAGUUUGUGCUCUGUUAAGACAGAUUCCAGGACAUCUCUUGAAGCUGAGGCAUAUGCUUCCUAUAUGAAAGGCACUAUGUUGUUUGAGCAAGAUCAAAAUUGGGAAACUGCGUUGGCCUGUUUCAAAAACGCAAGAGCUGUUUAUGAGGAACUAGGGAAAUAUGGUGAUCUAGAGAACCAAGUUCUUUGCCGGGAACGAGUUGAGGAGCUUGAGCCUAGUGUUCAGUACUGCCUACACAAAAUUGGCAAAGCAAACUUGCAGACAUCUGAACUACUUCAGAUUGGUGAGAUGGAAGGCCCUGCCUUGGAUCUUUUCAAAGCAAAGAUAGAGGCUGCUAUGGAAGAGGCCAGAUCUCAACAAGCUGCAUCUCUUACAGAGUUUAAUUGGCUUGGCUACAGAUUUCCAGUUUCCAACCCAAAAUCUCGGGUUUCUAUUUUAAAAGCUCAGGAACUUGAGAAGGAUCUACAGGGCCCAACAGCAGAAUCGCUCCCUGCAGAGAAAAAGCUAACCAUAUUUGAUAAACUAUUCACUGCAUAUAAUGAUGCGAGGAACACCAUACGCAGUGACUUGGUAAGUGCAGGAAAUGCUGAGUCUGUUAAAGAUGAGCUAAAUGGUCUGGACAAAGCUGUUGGAGCUGUGCUAGGACAGAGAACCAUUGAAAGGAACCAGUUGUUGGUUAAAAUAGCAAAGAGUAAACUAAACAGGAAACGUGAUGAUAAGAAUGAAAAGGUUACUAAGCCUGAGGAGCUUGUUCGAUUGUAUGACCUUUUAUUACAGAAUGUGGCUGAUCUUUCUGAUCUCAUUAGCUGUGGACGAGACAGGAAACCUGAAGAGAUUGCCUUCGAAGAAGAGUGUGAGCGCAAAAGCUUAGCCUUUCGUGCUGAAAGGUGCUUCUACUUGGGAAAGUCUUAUAGUCUAGCAGGGAAAAGGGUUGAAGCAUAUGCCUUGUUUUGUCGUGCCCGGUCUCUUGCUGAAGAUGCCCUGAACAAGUUUCAGAGCAUAGCAAACAAAGACGAGGGAAUAAUCCAGGAACUGAAGACACUGAGCAAAGAAUGCAGAGCUAGUAGUUGCAUAGAACAUGCGACGGGGAUAAUGGAAGAAGAGAAGGCGCCAGAGAAUCUGUCAAAGAAAAUCUCAACUAUAUCACUAAACGAUACAGCCACCAAGGCGGAGAAAUACUUGUUAGACAAACUAGAUGUGUAUGAAUCAGCGGUUGGAGAUGCAAACACAAAGAUGGCCCCAAAGAUUGAAAGGUUCCCACCAGCAUUCCAAUCGAUACCUCGUAAUCCAAUUGUGCUAGACCUCGCCUACUAUUGCGUAGAGUUCCCGGUCCUUGAAGAGAGGAUGAAGAAAGUCCGGGGAGGUUUCUUGAGGUUUUUCAGAUCAGGUUAAAAAAAAGAAUCUCUGAUUUAUUAGUGUCCUUUUGUUUUCACCACACUCUCUGAAACUACUUGUUUUUGCUCUUUUAGCUUUCGAAAAAAAAAAACAGCCAGAUGCAUCAGAUUUUUUAUUUAUUUUUUUUAGACUAUCACAAUUAAUUAGACUUGAGUAAUAUAUUUUGCUCUUC